Molecule: messenger RNA, 711 nt
Organism: Macrosiphum euphorbiae (potato aphid)
Lineage: Eukaryota; Metazoa; Arthropoda; Insecta; Hemiptera; Aphididae
Source: the annotation of a GenBank genome assembly
AUGACGUCCAAAAUGGUUCUUGUUCAGUUAAUUUUUCUAGUAAUAUUCACUCCGCAAUUUUACAAUAAUGUGGAAUGCAUAUCGUUCUUCCAUUUUACCCAGGAUCCACCACCAGUCAAGGACAUAGCAUUAAUGUCCAGAUAUAUCGUUCAUCAUUCAGAAUGGGCAACACUAUCUUAUAUCGGAAACCAGUCAUUUAUGGAUGGUAUGCCAAUGGGUAGGGUGUAUUCUGUUAGUGAUGGAACAAUCAAUAAUAGUUACGGUAUUCCCUACAUUAUGGCUUCACCAAUGGACUUAUCAUUUCAAGAUGUUGUGAAAACAAAAAACUGUUCUCUUGUAUUGAGUUUGGCACAGUCUGAUUAUUGCAAUAAAAAAUCUUAUGACCCUGAAGAUCCACGAUGUGCACAGCUUACAUUGACUGGAAAGUUUGUUAAGUUGGAUAAAACUGAUCCUGAAUGGAAUGUAGCAAAAACAGCUUUAUGGACCAGACAUCCUGUCAUGCGUAAAUGGAACAUUCUUGUGCCAGGUCACAAAUGGCAAUUUGCAAAAAUAAAUAUUGAACAUAUUACACUCAUUGAUACAUUUGGGGGUCGUAAAUAUCCAACUAUUGCAGAAUAUUUCAAAGCAACUCCGACUUUCAAAUAUUGGCCCAAAUUAAGACACUCAGUUAUUACAGUUAAAGAAAAUGUCAUUAUUGAUGAAGAAUUUUAA